AUGGAAGCCAGGGGACGCAAGAAGGAAGAGCGCAAAAUCAACAAAAUCUUGGAGAUGUUGGGCGUCUCGAUGGGUGACGACGACGCGGCACCUGCUGGAGGGAAGGGCGAGAAAACCAAAGCGACAAUGACGAAGCAAGCUGUUCGGGCGAGUGUCAAUGCGGUGAACAAGGGGAAAGGGUUGGGCAAAGGAGGACAUCAUCGUCGACAAGGUGCGCCCGAUUCUUCGGCUAGUGGUAGAGGAGCCGUUGAAAGAUCAAGAUCCACUUCCCGCGAAUCAGCUGCGCAAAAUAAGCGAAACAAGAAGGGAGCUGCUACCACGAGUCCCAAACAUUCUUCCAGGGAUUCUCCCAAAGACCACCACCAUGCAGCGGGCGGAAAGAGAACCUCGAAAGGGGCCGCAGUAGAGCCGGUAAACGAGUCUUCUCAAGAGAGAGAAAGUCGCAGUACCGCCAACUCCAUCGGCAAGGGAGAAAAGAGUGCGCCGACUACUACAGCAGCGGAGACAACCCGUUCUACGGAGUCUAUGGGAAAAGAGCGUCCAGCACGCGAAAAGGGUGGAUCCUCUAACAAGAACGGUGCGGAGGAGACGACCCGUUCUACGGACUCUAUGGGAAAAGAGCGUACACCGCGCGGACCGGGUGCAUCUUCUAACAAGAACGGUGCAGAGGAGACAACUACCCGUUCUACGGACUCUAUGGGAAAAGGCCGUCCCCGGCCCGGACCGGGUACAUCUCGCCCGUACGGUGCAUCUACAACCAGGAACGCUCCUGCGAAAGGACAUCUCGAACCGGCCACACCAAGAACCAAAGAAGCAGCAGUUCGAAGCACAAAAGGAAAAGGAAAGAAAGGACCAGGUGCAUGA
Amoebophrya sp. A25 is the source of this 864-nucleotide messenger RNA. Lineage: Eukaryota; Dinophyceae; Syndiniales; Amoebophryaceae. The record is from the annotation of a GenBank genome assembly.